AUGGCUACAUCCACCGUCGAGAUCAAGACACUCACGUCAGCCUCCCUCGGGCCAGAAGACUGUCUCGACUUCUACCAGAACCCGUACACGGCGCUAGGCAAGCUUCAAGAUGCUGGGAAAGACAAAGACAUUGUGCCACCAGUGACGACGGAGAAACCACAUGCAGUCGAUGGUGACAUGGACGACGUCGAUUGGCAAGACUACGAACCUCCCACGGCUCUCAGAAAAACGCCCAACGUCACAUCGCAGGUUCUCCUUGACAUUGUCUUCUCUUCCAUCGAGAAUGUCAAAAGUCGGGUAGCUGGAGAGCAGCGCUUGAGAAAGGAGGCUGCAGACGAAGCUGCUGCUCGUCUGGCAGCGAAAGAGAAGCACAAGGCUAAAGGAAAGGAGCCGUAUCUGCCCAUUAUCAUUCCAUCUGAGGGACCGCCAGCCGAGCCAUCAAGGCCCAGCUUCAAAGGUCCAGCACCGGAGUCGACCGUCUCCGGUGGCCAGGAAGCCCCAACCAAGGCAGAAAAGAUCGAGAAGCGUCGAAAGUUUGCUCUUCGCAACUUGUUCCAGCGCAAUCAUCCGGACGGGGGCGAGAGCAGUGCGGCCGGGCAUGCGCGAGAGGCUCUUCGAAACAAGAUCGAGGCCCAGAUCCAGUCAGUCGACCCGAAAUCAGCCAACCCAAAGACGUUGGAAGCCAUUGCUGUCCUCAGGAAGACGAAGCUGUUCAAGACUGCGGAUGCCAAUGCCCUCGUAGAAUGCGUUUCGUGCCUCGACGAUGUUGCCGUCAAAGACACAGUCAAGGCUCCGUGCCAUAGCUACUGCCGUCCCUGUUUCGUCCGUCUGGUAUCGGCAGCAGUCCAGACCGAACAGCAGUGGCCGCCAAAAUGCUGCUUGAACCAGAUCCCCUUCAAGACCGUUCUCAAGAACAUCCCCGAGGACCUCAAAAGAAGGUUCCACGAAAGGUCGUCAGAAUGGGAGAUUCCCGUCAGCGAGCGGGUAUACUGCCACCACGCCGACUGCGGCGUCUGGAUCAAGCCCGGCAGUAUCAGUCUCACCAGGCGUCAGGCCCGUUGCGAGCACGGCCAUGUCACCUGUACCAUCUGUCGCUGUCAGGCUCACGGGAACGACGAAUGCCCUCAAGAUCGGGACCUCAAUCUGACCAACCUGCUGGCAGAGGAAGAAGGUUGGAAGCAUUGUUUUUCCUGCCAUGCUUUGGUGGAACACAAAGAGGCCUGUCAGCAUAUGACGUGCAGAUGCGGUGCUCAGUUCUGCUACGUCUGCGGCCUGCGCUGGAGGACAUGCGGCUGCACGAUCGAGCAGCUACACGCCAUCAAGGAGGCGGCCGAAGCCCGCAGGGCACAAAGGCUCGUGGACGAGCGGGCGGAAGCAGAAGAGCUACGUGAGAUGCUCGCACAGAUUGAAGAAUUUGAGCGUCAGGAGGCUUUGAGGCUGGAGAUUGAACGACUGGAGAAGGAAAGGCUGGAGAUGGAACGAUGGCAGGCUGAAGUGGAGGAGAGGCUCAGGAUGGAGCAGGUUCGCCGCCAGGAGAUUGAGAUCAAGUAUCAGCAGCUGCGCGAGAUGCUGAAUGGGCUAAACGAGCUCCAGCAGAUCAUGGCCGACGCAAGACAAGACGAGAGCACCAAGGAUCUGGCUGUGGAAGCCGAAGUGGCCAAAGGCCAACUCAAAGAGAAGCAGCAGGCCGAGCGCGAGAGCCUCGACUCGCUGUUAUCGACCAAGCUCAGGGCCAGAGAGGACCAAUACGAUAAAGAGUACGCUGCUCGAGCAGCCUGGGAGCGCCAACUGGAGGAAGAUUAUCUGGCACAGCUCCGCAGCUUCUGGGCCGACAAGGUCGACGGGGGAGAGGAACGGGUGCAGGCAAGCAUGCUGCCCUUGCGCCAGCGCAUGGACGUGGCGCAUCGGACGUGGCAGAGGUGGAGAGACGACCAGUUACAGCAUUAUCAGAGCAAGCUUGAUGAGGAGCGGACUGUGAAGGAGGAGCUCAUGUACAGCUUGAGGAGGAGAAUGGAGGCAGCGUUUGCGGGUAGGGAGGCGCAGCUUGCGAGACGGAUGGUGGCGGAGAAGAGGUGGAUUAGAGAGGUUUUUCUCGAGAGGGAGCGGCUGCUUGUUGGGAUGGAACUUCAGGAGACGGAGGAUGAUGCGGAUAGUUUGUUUGCUACUGAGAGUUUUAACGAGUAG
This is a messenger RNA of Trichoderma reesei QM6a, 2184 nucleotides long. RefSeq lists its product as uncharacterized. Lineage: Eukaryota; Fungi; Ascomycota; Sordariomycetes; Hypocreales; Hypocreaceae. The transcript has 2 exons. The coding region runs from base 1 to 2184 and encodes 727 amino acids. The record is from RefSeq and is a predicted model, not a curated record. Gene Ontology annotation, molecular function: ubiquitin conjugating enzyme binding; zinc ion binding; ubiquitin protein ligase activity. Gene Ontology annotation, biological process: positive regulation of proteasomal ubiquitin-dependent protein catabolic process; ubiquitin-dependent protein catabolic process; protein polyubiquitination. Gene Ontology annotation, cellular component: cytoplasm; ubiquitin ligase complex.